UGCGACACGAAUUCUUGUUUACAUAAUGUUACCAAUCGCAAGCCAGUAUGAGGUGAUGACCUUAGGUCACAAGACAUUAAAUAUUCUAUUUCAUGCCUGCAAAUUCCUGUCUGGUAAAGACGCUUUAAUUAAACACUUUAUGCGGAAGCGAUAUUUAUCUGCUGCUUUAAACAGAUCAUUCUGUUAAAGAUUUCAAGCAAAUACUAACACAGACUUUCUCGAAGAACGAACACUGUAUCUAUAUUCAGUCUAUAUCGUGAGAUUUAUACUACAGAGCGACUAACAUCAACACAGAACUUGCUUUGUGAUUACGACACAAAAGCGUCGUGAAAUAUAUGGCGUCUUCUAUACAAGGCUAUGACGAGGAAAGGUUUGCGAGCACAGUCAAUCGAAAUUUCCUGUGUUUGAUUUGCUUCAAUGUCCUUAAAGACCCGGUUCUGUGUCCGAGAAACCAACAUUGUUUCUGUCGUGGUUGUAUUACGAAACAUCUCGAGAAUUCACGAAGAUGCCCUACGUGUGCGGAAGAACUGACCGUAGAGACUCUAGCUGAACCCAACAGAAUGGUGAAAGAUUAUUUAAAUGAAUUGAAGAUUCAUUGCGUUUACAACAACAGAGGUUGUCACGAGAUCCUACAACUGCAACAUCUUGAUAACCAUGAGGCUACAUGUGGAUUUACGCCAACCGUUUGUACAAACCAAGGCUGUGGUGCAACUUUAAACCAGCGUGAUCUUAUUCAUCAUCAAAGUGAACUAUGUGAAUUUCGCAAGUUGAAGUGCCACUCGUGCGGAGAAAUGGAGAAAAGAAUGGCGAAUCUCGAGCAGAAUAUGGAGAGAAAUGCGGCAGAUAUGGAAGGAAAACUCGAAGCAGUAAAUAAUGAAGUGAGAGGAUUGAAAACAGCUUUGAUUGAAGGUUUUGAUGAAAUGAAGGAUGUUCUUGUCAAGAUGGAGGACAAGACAGAAGAAAACACAAGAAAGGUAAGAAAUACAGCAAGUGGUGAUAAGGAAAAUAUAAUUGUUGCCGGAGGUACCUGGAAUGACUCUGUAGAGAUGUUUAACUGGCGUCAAAGAACAUGGUCGCCAUUACGAUCCUUGCCAAAGAAACGUUUUGGAGCGUCCUCAUUUGUGUACAACAAUCAUGUGACAAUUGCAGGAGGUUGCUGUUCUAGCUAUGUCGAUGAUAUGAUUAGAAUGAAUAUCAACCCAAAUCCUGAUCUCUCAAUGCACUGGAGUGAGUGUCCUGUUAAACUACCUGCUAAGUUGGUAUCCCACAGCAGUGUGCUGUAUAAGGAUCACUUGAUAGUCACAGGUGGUAAGAAUAGAAAUGCAGUAUCUGACUGUAUUCAUGAAGUCCAGCUGGUUCCUCCGUAUACUGCGAAGAUCUUAUCAAGAAUGCCAGAACGAAGACAGCAUCACAGUACGCAAUUAUUUGAUGAUAACUUGUUGAUCGUUGGUGGAAGAACAACCGACAGACACCAAGACAGCCUCAGCAGUGUCGUACUGUAUGAUAUGAAGAAGAAUGAAUGUAAACAGUUGGCACCACUGCCGUAUGAAGUGAAUGAGAUGGCAACUGUGAGAUGGGGAGACAACAUCGUCGUUAUAGGCGGCAUUGACAAACGUGGCGAAGCAUUAGAUACAGUUAUCAUUUACAAUGUCAAGACUGAACAAAGUCACUUGCUGCCGUCAAUGAGAUGUGAGAGGUACGGAUGUGCUGCAGUUGUUAUUGGAAGCAACAUAAUAGUACUGGGAGGACAUAAUGGGCAAGGAACGAAGUCAGUUGAAACUUUCAACUUUGAAAGUUAUACUUGGCAAGAACUUCCAGAAAUGUCUCAAGGAAGACUGUUUCCCACUGCUGUUGUUGUGUGAACAAUGUAAGAAUGUUGAACAGAUAAUAAGUGGACUUCAUAUUGUGAACAACUAAAG
Messenger RNA from Paramuricea clavata, 1919 nucleotides. The record is from the annotation of a GenBank genome assembly. NCBI's taxonomy places the organism in Eukaryota, Metazoa, Cnidaria, Anthozoa, Malacalcyonacea, Plexauridae.